Messenger RNA from Acanthisitta chloris (rifleman), 3699 nucleotides. Its product is annotated as zinc finger ZZ-type and EF-hand domain-containing protein 1-like. The annotation marks the transcript as partial. Gene Ontology annotation, biological process: protein ubiquitination; regulation of synaptic plasticity. Lineage: Eukaryota; Metazoa; Chordata; Aves; Passeriformes; Acanthisittidae. Gene Ontology annotation, cellular component: postsynapse. The transcript has 22 exons. Gene Ontology annotation, molecular function: zinc ion binding; ubiquitin-like protein ligase activity. The record is from RefSeq and is a predicted model, not a curated record.
CUACUUUGGAAACCUGGAGGGCUGUGGUGCUGAGCUGCACAAAGAGAUUCGAGAGUCCUACUAUCAGCUUGUUUUGUUCCUGGUAAAUUCUGUGAAGGGAUUCAGUGCUAUUAAUGACAGGUCAUUGCUUCCUGCCUUGUCAUGUGUGCAGACAGCUCUCCUUCACCUUUUGGAUAUGAGCUGGGAGCCAAGUGACCUGUCCUUCUUUGUUGAGAUUCAGUUACCACAUCUCCUCAUGACAACAUCACAGGAGAACAUAAGUAUUCAUGACAGUGUCAUUUGUCAGUGGAGUGAAGAAGAUGAAAUUGCAGACUACAAGCAAAACUGUGAAUGGAUGGAUGAAUGUCAGGAUGUAAUGUUUGAGACCUGGUAUGAAAAGAUAGCUCAAGCUAACCCAGAGAAGCAGAGAAAGAUGCACAUGUUUGUGGCUCGUUACUGUGACCUGUUAAAUGUGGACAUAUCCUGUGAUGGCUGUGAUGAAAUUGCCCCUUGGCAUCGCUACCGCUGCCUGCAGUGCAACGACAUGGACCUGUGUAAAACUUGCUUCCUUGGUGGAGUUAAACCUGAAGGCCAUGAGGAUGACCAUGAAAUGGUUAACAUGGAGUAUGCCUGUGAUCACUGCCAAGGAGUUAUCAUAGGUCGGAGAAUGAACUGCAAUGUGUGUGAUGACUUUGACCUUUGCUAUGGAUGUUAUCAUGCAAAGAAAUACUCUGACAGCCACUUGCCCACUCACAGCAUCACAGUGUAUCCCAUGGUGACUAUCCGGAUCAGCGACCGGCAGCGGCUCAUCCAGCCAUAUGUCCACAAUUAUUCCUGGCUGUUAUUUGCAGCUUUGACUCUCUACAGUGCAGAUCUGGCAAAUGGGGAGGAAGUAGAAGGAGAGAAACUAGAUUCCCAGGUCCUCAGUCAUGCCAGAGUUCUGCAACAUCAGUGCAUUCAGCUCAUUGGAGACUGCUUGAUGAAGGCACAGCACGGAAAAGGUCUGAAAAAUUUAGCUCUCCUCUGCAUGUUACCAGAAGAUGAAUCUUUCUCAGAGAAUGACACUGUUUCAGGCAGUCUUCCCACAGAUAGUGCUCCAAAGAGUCAUCCUGGUGAUAAAGCAGUGAAGGGAAGAGAUGAGAAACCCAGCACAGUGCGUUGUAAUGGGAAAGGAGACACUCGCAAGGCAAUCCAGUCCCCUGCAGAAGAUAAAGCAGGAAAACAAGGAAGUGACAGCAAAGCUGUCCUUGCAAAGAAAGCUGUUGUGAGACAAGAGUCAGACUUGCCUGUGGAUGAGAAUGUUUCUCCAACAGCAGGUGACUCCCUCCCUGAGGAUUCAGCCCAGAAGCCAGCAGAGAAGGUUUUAAUACCUAGCCAAGAACAAGUUUUUGCUGAAUGCUCUCAGAAGAGGAUUCUGGGGUUGCUGGCAGCGAUGCUACCACCCUUCAAAUCAGGCUCCACAAUGUCUUUGAUCAACCUGGAACAAAUACUUCCUCUGAUGUUUCAUGUUGUAAUCUCAAAUGCUGGUCAUCUAAAUGAAACUUACCAUUUAACCUUGGGACUGCUGGGCCAGUUAAUCCUCAGGCUUAUGCCUGCAGAAGUGGAUGCUGCAGUGACUAAAAUCCUUUCAGCCAAACAUAAUUUGUUUGUACCAGGAGAUGGAUCUACAAUGCCAGAAGGAUGGAAGACAACUCAUCUUCUGUUCAGUCUGGGAGCUGUGUGUUUAGACAGCCGUGUGGGUCUGGACUGGGCAAGCUCCAUGGCAGAUAUUCUUCGCUCUCUGAACUCUUCUGCACAGUGGCACAGUGUGAUUGCUGCUUUCACUGACCACUGCAUUAAGCAGCUUCCCUUCCAGCUAAAGCACACCAACAUCUUCACUUUGUUGGUGCUGGUUGGGUUUCCUGAGGUACUGUGCAUGGGAACUCGCUCUGUGUACAUGGACAAUGCUAAUGAGCCUCACAAUGUGAUCAUCCUGAAGCAUUUCACUGAGAAGAACAGGGCAGUGGUUGUAGACAUCAAAACCCGAAAGAGGAAAACAGUGAAAGACUAUCAGUUGAUUCAGAAGUCUGGACAAGAAGGCAGUGAUUCCCAGACCCAGCUGAGACAGUAUCUCCAGCACUUUGUCCUCAUAUCCACCCACCUCCUGCAAACCAGCAUGGACAGCAGCUAUGCUGAGGCAGUGGAGACAACCUGGGUCUUGUCACUUGCUCUAAAGGGGCUUUACAGAACACUGAAGAUUCAUGGUUUUAAGGAGAUCCAAGCUGCCUUUCUCCAGUCUGGUUUAUUGAAGCUUCUAGUGAAGAAAUGUAGCAAAGGAACUGGUUUCAGUAAGACGUGGCUUCUCCGGGACUUGGAGAUUUUGUCAAUAAUGCUGUAUUCCUCAAAGCAAGAUAUCAGUUCCCUGGCUGAACAGGAGGACACUGAACUGGAAGAAAGGGAACAGGAUCCAGAUGUGGAGCAGCCUGUUGUUGGUCCUGUGGAUGUAGAGCAGAACAAACUUGAUCCACUGGAGGGUUUGGAUGAAGCCACCAAAAUAUGUUUCUUGAUGACACAUGAUGCACUUAAUGCACCUCUCCAUAUUCUUCGAGCCAUGUAUGAGUUGCAGAUGAAAAGAACAGAUUCUUUUUUCCUGGAAGUCCAAAAGAGGUUUGAUGGAGAUGUGAUUACCACGGACGAGAGGAUCCGAACUCUGGCUCAGAAGUGGCAGCCCAGCAAGCGCCUGAGGCUGGAGGAGCAGAGUUCCAAGGCAGUGGAUACAGAUAUGAUCAUCUUACCCUGUUUGUCAAAGCCUGCACUCUGUGAUAAAGCAACAGAAGAAACCAAUCCUGUGGCCCAAAAACUGAUCACCAACACGGAGAGUGAUCUCCAGCUCAGCUAUGCCAAGCAGCGUCGCACCAAGAGUUCCAUCCUCCUGCACAAGGAGUUGGACUCCAGGAGUAAAAAGGCUGUGAGGGACUAUCUGUAUCGUGUCAAUGAGGCAAUUGCUGUUCUUUAUGCCAGGCAUGUGCUGGCAUCAUUGUUAGCUGAGUGGCCUGAUGAUGUGGCAAUAAAUGAGGAAAUCCUCGAUCUCAGUGGCCCAGCCCACAUGACAUACAUCCUGGACAUGCUUAUGCAGCUAGAGGAGAAGCAGCUAUGGGAAAAAAUUCUACAGAAGGUGCUGCAUGGGUGCAAUGAGAGCAUGCUGGGAACCAUGGCCCUGACAGCCUGCCAGUUCAUGGAGGAGCCUGGCAUGGCAGUCCAGAUGCGAGAAUCUCAACAUCCUUACAACAACAACACCAACUUUGAGGAUAAAGUUCACAUUCCUGGUGCUAUCUACCUCUCAGUCAAGUUUGACUCUCAGUGCAACACAGAAGAGGGCUGUGAUGAGUUGCUCAUGUCCAGCAGCAGUGACUUCCAGCAGGAUCGGCACAGCUUCAGUGGGUCUCCACAGAAAUGGAAUGAUUUUGAGCUUCCAGGAGACACACUCUAUUACCGAUUUACUUCUGACAUGAGCAACACUGAGUGGGGUUACAAGUUUACAGUGACAGCAGGUCAUCUGGGAAGGUUUCAGACAGGGUUUGAAAUUCUAAAGCAGAUGCUGUCUGAGGAAAGGGUCAUUCCUCACCUCCCCCUGGCCAAAAUCUGGGAAUGGCAGGUGGGAGUGGCGUGCAGGCAGACCGGGCACCAGCGCCUGAAGGCAAUCCACCUGCUCCUGAAGAUAGUGCAGUGCAGCACCCAGAG